AACGCGCUCAGCGUGAACGGAUACCAAAUUUUAAAAACGAGCUUUUUUGUUUAAUCUAAAUUGUAUCGUUGUUUAUAAAUUUGUUUAUAGUGAGAAGUGUAUUGUUUGUGAUAACAACGACAUUGUUGGAUUUGAAAUAAUUAAGAAGCUUUCCAAGUUUGAAAGAAGUUUAGAACUUGAUAGAACGACGCUGCAACAUCCAGCAGUAGCGGUAGAAGGCACCAGAGGAGGAUAAGUCACAGCGGCAGAGGUUAAAAGACAAUAGAAGAUAGCAGAAGGAGUCAGCAGCCGGCGGGACGCCGCUCAGCCAGAGGGAGGCAUGCGGGCGCGGUAGCCGCAGCAUGGCGGUCGCGCUCGGUCUGGCGCUGCUGCUGGCGGCGCGCGGCGCGACCCAAGCGAUCCAGGACAGCCGCUGCUACCUGAUGAACGGGGGCGCCGUGGAGAGCUUCUUCAUCAGCGAGGACACCCCCGUCGGCACUGUCAUUGGUACUCUGAGCGUGAACGGCGACCCUGGCGAGGAGGGCAACAUCCUGCUCAGCCUGCAAGAGAAGAACGCCGCAGUGGGCAUCGCGCCCGGCACCAAGAAUGUGACGCUGCUGCGCGCACUCGACAGAGAGGAGAAGAGCGGCCCUUCCAACGUGUAUGUGAAUGUGAGGUGCGACAGGCGGAGGACCACUGAUCCCAGCUUCAUAAUCCCGGUGUCGGUCCGCGUGUGGGACGUGAACGACAACGCGCCCGCGUGGCUGGGCGCGCCGUACCGCGUGCGGCUCAGCGAGCUGACGGCCGUGGGCUCGCGCGUGCUGCCCGGCAUCCGAGCUGUUGAUAAAGACCAGCCCGGACCGCACGCUACCAUACACUACUCCGUGUUGCCGGGACCUAACAGUGAAUACUUCGGGUUCGCAAACGAGCUAGACAGCGUAUUAGUAGUAAAGAAACCUCUAGACUACGAAACACUCAACAACUUCACAUUAACCCUUCGCGCGCAAGACCAGGGCACGCCGCCGCUGCACAACGACACGGAGUUGCGCGUCGAGGUGCUGGAUGCGGAUGACCAGAACCCAAGGUUCUCGCACGACCACUACACUGCUACUAUACCUGAUGACGCUGAAGAAGGCACUAUCCUGGAGACGUCCCCGGGCCCGAUCGUGGCGCAGGAUCAAGACAUCGGCAUCAACGCACCGCUGUACUACGCGGUGACGGGCGAGCGGCGGGAGCUGGUGCAAGUGGACCGGGACACUGGCCGCGUGGCCGUUACCCGGAGGCUGCUGGAAGCUGUAGAACUGCCCGUCACUGUCGUCAUCAAGGCGACGCAGGUGGACAACCCGGACCGCUACGCGCUGGCGACGCUGUGGGUGGGCCGCAAGUCGGCGGCGCUGGCUCGGCCGGUGCGCUUCUCGCGGCGCGCCUACCAGCUGGCGCCGGCCGAGGACGCGGCGCCCGGCAGCGUGCUGGCCGUGCUGCACACCGAGCCCGGCGCCAACCCGCUGCAGUUCUACGUGUCAGACCGCAGUUUCCUGGAAAAGUUCGCGAUCAACAGCGCCGGCGAGGUGGUGCUGCGCAAGCCGCUCGACUAUGAGACCAAGGACUUCUACAGCUAUCAAGUCAUGGUCACUGAUGGGGUCACUAACGACACGGCAUCCCUGAACAUCUCAGUGGUGAACGUGAACGAGUGGGAGCCGCGGUUCCGCUACCCGCAGUACGAGUUCCGGCUGGACGACGCCGGGGGCGGGGGCGGCGGCGGGGGGCUGCUGCGCGUGGGCCGCCUGGACGUGCACGACGGGGACACGCCCGACACCGUCACGCUCACGCUGCGGGGCGCGCACGCAGACAUGUUCUACAUCAACUCCAGCGGCGAGAUGUUCCUGCGCGCGGAGGCGCUGCCGGCGCUGAACACGUCCGUGCUGCACGUCGUGGCCACCGCGCAAGACUCCGGGGCGCCGCCGCGACAGACGUCGGUGCCGGUGCUGGUGCACGUGGGCGAGGCGCUGCGCGCGCGGCCGGCGGCCCGCGGCGGCGUGCUGCUGGGGUUCGCGGGCGCGCUGGCGCUGCUGGCGGCGGUGGUGGCCGCGCUGCUGGCCUACAUAUACACCAGCCGGCGCCGCUCCAAGGCGGUGCAGUCCCCCCCGGGCAAGCCCCCCGCGCCGCCCCCGCCGCGCUCCCCCCCCGCCGGCCCGCUGGCCAGCUCGGGCUCGCUGCUGAGCGUCAGCGCGGGCGCCAGCACCAUACUCGCCAACUCCUCCAGCAGCCUCGACCUGCGGGGAGACACGCUGCCUUCUAACGGAAACGGCGCUACAGUAGGGCGGCAAUCAGCGCGGUUUCCAAGCAGUAAAAGCAAAGUAGCACCCGCGCCGCCCACGCUGGGGCUGCCCUCCGUGGACGGGGAGGCUCCCCCCAGUGGCCCCGGCAGCGGCGGGGGCCCUGGCGGGGGCCCCGGCGGGGUGUCCCUCAUGUCGGACCACCUGCGCGCCGGCGGCGCGGGCCGCUCCGGCGUGGCCUGGCCCACACACACCAUACCCGCGAGGGUCAAGAAGCUCAGCUGGGACGACGCCACCGCCGACGAACACCACAAGGGCAGCGCGCCGCUGGCCGCCAGCAACCCCGCGCUGCACGACCACAUGAACCUCACCGUCUACUUCUGACCGCGCCCCGCGCCCGCGCCCGCCCCGCCCUCACCAACCCCCUGCACCCCGCCUACGCGCCCCAAGCCAUCAACCACCACGUCCGCCUCCACCCGGCACAACACGCAGUUCAUUUCCAACGAAUGACCCCCGACAUACGACCUCUCACCACGUCUAGUCCUAUCGUAAUGACAAAUUAUGCGUUGCCAAAUCCGACGAAUGCUAAUUAUCCUAAUACGUAUUAUCAACACAAUAACAGCACGGAUCCAAACGUUGAAAUAAACCGUCCCUUUCAACCGGACAACUUCCCCUUAACUCUAGUUCAUCCGUUGCCGCACACUCUAAGCCAAAACUACCCUAUGCACCAUCCUCCCGUAGGUAACUCCCCCCUGUCCUUACCGUGUUCCCCUCAACACACCCCCCACCCGUCCGCCCCCCGCCUGUCCCAAGUGGACCCGGUCGCGGCGCUGUUGACCCGCACGAGGGCCGGCAAGGGUCCCCCGCCGGAGUACGCCACCAUCGACCCGCGGAAGCUGCGGCUGCGACACCUGCGGCCCAUCUUCACGCAGAAGCCCCACACUGACGGAACCAAGAGUCCCAGCUCAAGGAAGGAUCAUAAUAAAUUAUCAGGGACGGGAUGGAGGAAAAAGCGUUAAAUGGUAAGAAAACGUUUCUGAAACUAGGAUUGGAUUUGUUACGUCCCAGGGCGUGUUUCACAACGACUCGAGUGUUACUCAUUGAUUAACAGUUUGACGUUCCCGCGCCCGCGGCCUCUUCCGCUUCCACUACUAAUAAUUGUAUGUGUGUGGGCGGCAAAGCUGGCUGCGGGUACUUCACUUAGCUUACCAUUUACCUACCAAAUACAUCGUUAGUAGAUACAUUGUCAUAAAAAUAUAAUAUUAUCAAUCUUUCAUUCAAUAUGUGAGGUCCUUGUAGGUACCCAUAUACUUACCUACUUAAAAUACGUACGUAUAUAUUUA
Molecule: messenger RNA, 3598 nt
Organism: Pectinophora gossypiella (pink bollworm)
Lineage: Eukaryota; Metazoa; Arthropoda; Insecta; Lepidoptera; Gelechiidae
Gene: Cad96Cb
Product: cadherin EGF LAG seven-pass G-type receptor 2
Exons: 16
Coding region: 342-2639 (765 amino acids)
Biological process (GO): homophilic cell-cell adhesion
Cellular component (GO): plasma membrane
Molecular function (GO): calcium ion binding
Source: RefSeq, a predicted model, not a curated record